AUGGUUCCCGGACGGCAUCCCCGGAAUGACCCUGGUCCCCCUGGGUACAAGUAUCCCCAGACCGAACACGGUCCCUCUGGGUACAAGUAUCCCCAGACCGAACCUGCUCCCCCUGGGUACAGGUAUCCCCAGACUGAACCUGCUCCCCCUGGGUACAGGUAUCCCCAGACUGAACCUGCUCCCCCUGGGUACAGGUAUCCCCAGACUGAACCUGCUCCCCCUGGGUACAGGCAUCCCUGGACUGAACUCGCUUCCCCUGGGUACAGGUAUUCCCGGACCGACCUCACUCCCCCCGGGUACAGGUAUUCCCGGACCGACCCCACUCCCCCCUGGGUACAGGUAUCCCCGACUGACACCAUUCCCCCCGGGUACAGGUAUCCCCGGACCGACCCCACUCCCCCCUGGGUACAGGUGUCCCCGGACCGACCCCGGUCCCCCCGGCUACAGGUGUCCCCGGACUGUACCCCUGGGUACGUGUCCCCGGGUACAGGUACCCCCAGUCUGACCCCACUCCCCGCGGGUACAGGUAUCCCCGGACUGACCCCACUCCCCCCGGGUAUAGGUAUCCCCGGACCGACCCCACUCCCCCCGGGUAUAGGUAUCCCCGGACCGACCCCACUCCCCCCGGGUACAGGUAUCCCCGGACCGACCCCACUCCCCCCGGGUACAGGUGUCCCCGGACUGUACCCCUGGGUACGUGUCCCCGGGUACAGGUACCCCCAGUCUGACCCCACUCCCCGCGGGUACAGGUAUCCCCGGACUGACCUCACUCCCCCCGGGUACAGGUAUCCCCGGAGCGACCCCACUCCCCCCUGGGUACAGGUAUCCCCGACAGACACCAUUCCCCCCGGGUACAGGUAUCCCCGGACCGACCCCACUCCCCCCUGGGUACAGGUGUCCCCGGACCGACCCCGGUCCCCCCGGGUACAGGUGUCCCCGGACUGUACCCCUGGGUACGUCCCCGGGUACAGGUACCCCCAGUCUGACCCCACUCCCCGCGGGUACAGGUAUCCCCGGACUGACCCCACUCCCCCCGGGUACAGGUGUCCCCGGACCGACCCCACUCCCCCCUGGGUACAGGUGUCCCCGGACCGACCCCACUCCCCCCGGGUACAGGUAUCCCCGGACCGACCCCGGUCCCCCCUGGGUACAGGUGUCCCCGGACCGACCCCGGUCCCCCCGGGUACAGGUGUCCCCGGACCGACCCCGGUCCCCCCGGGUACAGGUAUCCCCGGACCGACCCCGGUCCCCCCCGGGUACAGGUAUCCCCGGACCGACCCCGGUCCCCCCCGGGUACAGGUAUCCCCGGACCGACCCCACUCCCCCCGGGUACAGGUGUCCCCGGACCGACCCCGGUCCCCCCGGGUACAGGUGUCCCCGGACCGACCCCGGUCCCCCCGGGUACAGGUAUCCCCGGACCGACCCCACUCCCCCCGGGUACAGGUAUCCCCGGACCGACCCCGGUCCCCCCGGGUACAGGUGUCCCCGGACCGACCCCGGUCCCCCCGGGUACAGGUGUCCCCGGACCGACCCCACUCCCCCCUGGGUACAGGUGUCCCCGGACCGACCCCACUCCCCCCGGGUACAGGUAUCCCGGACCGACCCCGGUCCCCCCUGGGUACAGGUGUCCCCGGACCGACCCCGGUCCCCCCGGGUACAGGUGUCCCCGGACCGACCCCGGUCCCCCCGGGUACAGGUAUCCCCGGACCGACCCCGGUCCCCCCCGGGUACAGGUAUCCCCGGACCGACCCCGGUCCCCCCCGGGUACAGGUAUCCCCGGACCGACCCCACUCCCCCCGGGUCCAGGUGUCCCCGGACCGACCCCGGUCCCCCCGGGUACAGGUGUCCCCGGACCGACCCCGGUCCCCCCGGGUACAGGUGUCCCCGGACCGACCCCACUCCCCCCGGGGGGCAGGAGGCGGGCGGUGUGCGACGGCCGACCAAUCGGAGAGCGUCAGCGCCGGGAGGAGCCAAUCAGCGACCAGGUGGUUUGGAGGCGGGUCAGACGGUGACGUGAGGGGGCGGAGCCGCGCGUCCGGCUGUCGCCAGUUGCCAGGUGACGGCGGACGUUCGGCCAAUCAGCGCAGAGCGGAGGCGGCGGCGGCCAAUCAGGCGAGAGCUCAGGAAAUGUAA
This is a messenger RNA of Pristis pectinata (smalltooth sawfish), 2133 nucleotides long. RefSeq names its product basic proline-rich protein-like. The coding region runs from base 1 to 2133 and encodes 710 amino acids. The record is from RefSeq and is a predicted model, not a curated record. The transcript has 3 exons. Lineage: Eukaryota; Metazoa; Chordata; Chondrichthyes; Rhinopristiformes; Pristidae.